UGUUUCUGGGGACAUUGGGGGAGUUAUAAGGCAGCUGAUGCCUCUUUGUCAAAUCUCUGGGCACCAAAUCCAUCCUUACCGACAGAAAACAAAAACGAACGAUACGAAUUCACAAUGGCUCCCCAAAAACAGCCCGAACGUCUCAAGCACGUCGCCGAGAAGGCGACGUCCAACAACCCCUCGCAGCUCGGCGACCCCGUUUCCCUCAAGGCCGAGGUCUCGAACCUGUCGCCGACGGAAGACGACCUCGGCGCCGCCUCUUCCUCCUCCCCCUCCUCCAAGAAGCCGUCGUCGUCGACGACGAAGCAGGGCGCGGGCGGCGCCGCGGGGGCCAGGAACUCGGACGGCUCGCCCGUGGCGGGGCCCGAGAAGAAGCGGCUGAAGCAGGUCGCCGAGGAGAACAUGGAGGCCGGGAACCCGACGCAGCUCGGGGACCCGGUGAGCCUCAAGGCGGAGACGAGCGAGACGGAGCCCGGGGGCAGGGCGGACGGACAGAGGAGGGAGAAGUCGAAGCUCUGAGCGGGGUGUGUGUGGUUCUGGGUGCAUCUGCUGGUCGUUUGCUCCUCUGCUGGCGUGAAGGAUAUGAUUGUUUUUUUUUCCCUCUCCUUUUUCGUUUCGAGGCUUAAUACUAUUGUGUUUCAUCCAUCC
Colletotrichum destructivum is the source of this 648-nucleotide messenger RNA. RefSeq lists its product as uncharacterized. The transcript has 2 exons. The coding region runs from base 115 to 519 and encodes 134 amino acids. The record is from RefSeq and is a predicted model, not a curated record. Lineage: Eukaryota; Fungi; Ascomycota; Sordariomycetes; Glomerellales; Glomerellaceae.